Messenger RNA from Podarcis lilfordi (Lilford's wall lizard), 156 nucleotides. NCBI's taxonomy places the organism in Eukaryota, Metazoa, Chordata, Lepidosauria, Squamata, Lacertidae. The record is from the annotation of a GenBank genome assembly.
AUGGCGCCCAAGAGGAAGCGCACGGGUGCAGUACCAGCACACACUGCAGCUGUCAACCGUCGUAAUAAUAAACCCAAACCCAUUUCGCAGUUCCUCAAUGCCUUCAGAUCAUUCAUUGUUGACUAUGAACAGCGCUUUCUCUUAGCUAUUCUUUAG